Messenger RNA from Oncorhynchus masou masou (cherry salmon), 2000 nucleotides. Its product is annotated as transmembrane protein 121-like. Bases 1 to 969 code for a protein of 322 amino acids. Lineage: Eukaryota; Metazoa; Chordata; Actinopteri; Salmoniformes; Salmonidae. The record is from RefSeq and is a predicted model, not a curated record. The transcript has 3 exons.
AUGGUGUUGCCGCAGCCAGACAAACGCCACGUGUGCCUGACCACCAUGGUGAUCAUGACCAGCAUGGCCUUCAUGGACGCCUAUCUGGUAGAGCAGAACCAGGGGCCCAGGAAGAUCGGAGUGUGCAUCAUCGUGCUGGUGGGAGACAUCUGUUUCCUCAUCGUGCUGCGCUACGUGGCAGUGUGGGUCGGGGCUGAGGUGAAGACCACCAAACGCGGCUACGCCAUGAUACUCUGGUUCCUCUACAUCUUCGUCCUGGAGAUCAAGCUCUACUUCGUCUUCCAGAACUACAAGGCGGACAGGAAAAGCCUGGAGACGGUGGCUCGGAAGGCUCUAACCUUACUCCUCUCCGUGUGCGUCCCGGGGUUAUACUUGGUCCUGGUGGCUCUGGACAGCAUGGAAUACGUGAGGACCUUCAGGAAAAAGGAGGACAUGCGGGGGAAGCUGUUCUGGGUGGCCCUGGACCUGCUGGAUGUUCUGGACAUCCAGGCCAACCUGUGGGAGCCCCAACGGACCGGCCUGCCCAUCUGGGCCGAGGGACUGAUGUUCUUCUACUGCUACAUCCUGCUCCUAACCCUGCCCUGCGUCUCCCUCUCUGAGAUCAGUGUCCAGGGGGAGCACGUUUCGCCCCAGAAGAUGAUGCUGUACCCUGUUCUUAGUCUAGUUACUAUAAACAUAGUCACGAUCUUGAUCCGCGGGGUUAACAUGGUGCUGUUCCAGGAUAGUAGGGUGUCUACCAUCUUUAUAGGGAAGAAUGUGGUGGCUAUAGCCACAAAAGCCUGUACGUUCUUGGAGUAUAAGAGGCAGGUAAAGGAGUUCCCUCCACAGGACCCUAGCAUGGCAGGUAUAGCCCUGGAGCUGCAUCAAGGGAACUCUGUGGGUCAUAGCCACGGGCACAACCAGACCCUGCCCAAUGCCACCACUAGCCUCUCUGACGAACCAUCACCGACCGAGGUCAUAGACACAUGACCCUCGCCCAUGGAUAGUUAGAUCCUUUUCACACUAUAAUGUCGACCGGAUCCAUGUUGUGACGGCUCUGAUAUUUACCUUUUACAUUGUGCUUACCAGCACGGGUUCAGCAACUACCAUCGCAGUACAGCUUGGCUUAGCUUGGCUCAGUAGUGUGAAAAGGGCGGUAAGUGUCUGACCCUGAGCUCAGCUAGACUGGACUAGACUUCUCAGAGCUCAGCUAGACUGGACUAGACUUCUCAGAGCUCAGCUAGACUGGACUAGACUUCUCAGAGCUCAGCUAGACUGGACUAGACUUCUCAGAGCUCAGCUAGACUGGACUAGACUUCUCAGAGCUCAGUAUGACCUCAACCAAGACUGUUCCGGUCCUAUGGAGUGGCAGAAAGAAACGACACGUUUCACUGAGACCACUCCAGCUCAGGAAAACGGCCCAGCGCCUUGCCAGCCAGCCUCCCAGAUGAACUGAUGAGAUCAUUCUGAUGAAGACUGAUGUGUUUUUCUAUUCUAUGAUGUGUGUUUCUAUACUUCUCUAUGGUGGACUAACAGACAGACGGACACAUAGAGUUGACCUCAGAGACAAAAACCCAACCCAGCUCAGCAGAUAUGAGCUCAUAGUCUACCUGUUAACCAUACCUGGGUUCAAAUACUAUUUGAAACCAUGUCAACUACUUUAUCUGGACUUGAUUGAGCUUGCCUGACACAAUGGAACGAAUGGAAUAGUAGCAAGAGUGAAAACCACACCCGCCUGGCCCUCCAGGCAGACGAGAGCAAAACCUAAAAGUGUAUUUUUAAAUUCAAGUAGUAUUUGAAACCAGGUCUGCUGUAAACGCUGUCUUUUUGGACUCUUUGGAGUUUUUGUAUUUCCAAGGCAAUGUUUUUACGUGAUGGUGUACCGCUGUAAUUUUCGUUGUCAUUUUACAGAUAUCUAUCUAUAUAUAUAUAGCCACUGUCAGUGAAGUGGCAUUCAUUUGAGGAUUCCUAUCCUCUGCGAGGGAAUUGCAGAGCAAGAAUGGAUAGAGGGGAAACAAAGA